Molecule: messenger RNA, 1910 nt
Organism: Panthera uncia (snow leopard)
Lineage: Eukaryota; Metazoa; Chordata; Mammalia; Carnivora; Felidae
Gene: ACP2
Product: acid phosphatase 2, lysosomal
Exons: 11
Coding region: 410-1681 (423 amino acids)
Biological process (GO): dephosphorylation; lysosome organization
Cellular component (GO): lysosome
Molecular function (GO): acid phosphatase activity
Source: RefSeq, a predicted model, not a curated record
ACUUCCCAGCUCUCGCCCCAAUUCUGCAGCGGCUGUGGCUCUGAGCUCAGGACCGGCGGCACCCCGGCCCGAGGGGGCGCUCGCUCUCCCAUACACUGGCACACAGUAGGCGCCACCUUGUUACAGGGUCUCCGUGGCAGAGGCCAACCCGAGCUCAGGACUCUCUUUACCAAGACGAGAUCUUCAGCUCCUUCUGCCACGCGAGGUCGCGCUACAUUCCCACGCUCCUCCGCCGCGGCCGCAUCGCAUUCCCUCCCAGAUUCCUCCUUCUCCCACCAUCUCUGCCCCUCCUUUACCAAGAUGGCGGCGAAGGCACUUCCGGCGUGUGUCCUUACGGGUGCGUCCGGGCGGCUGCUGUAGGUGCCACGCAGCGGGUUCCAGCCGAUUUGCUGCAUAGUCUACAGCGGUGAUGGCGGGCAGGCCGUUUGCAUGGAGCGGGGCAGCUCUUCUCCAGCUCCUUCUUGGCGUGAACCUGAUAGUGAUGCCACCCACCCAGGCCCGGAGUCUGCGCUUCGUCACCUUGCUGUACCGACAUGGAGACCGUUCGCCAGUGAAGACAUAUCCCAAGGAUCCCUAUCAGGAAGAGGAGUGGCCCCAGGGGUUUGGUCAGCUAACUAAGGAGGGGAUGCUACAGCAUUGGGAGCUGGGCCAGGCUCUGCGGCAACGCUACCAUGGCUUUCUCAACACCUCUUACCACCGGCAAGAGGUUUAUGUGCGAAGCACAGACUUUGACCGUACGCUCAUGAGUGCUGAGGCCAACCUGGCCGGACUCUUCCCUCCCAACGGGAUACAGCGCUUCAACCCAAAUAUCUCUUGGCAACCUAUCCCUGUUCACACUGUGCCCAUCACUGAGGAUAGGCUGCUGAAGUUCCCGUUGGGCCCGUGUCCCCGUUACGAGCAGUUACAGAACGAGACCCGACAGACGCCAGAGUAUCAGAAUGAGAUCAUUCAGAAUGCACAAUUUCUGGAUAUGGUGGCCAACGAGACAGGCCUUACAGACCUGACGCUGGAGACCGUCUGGAAUGUCUAUGACACACUCUUCUGCGAGCAAACACACGGGCUGGUCCUGCCGCCCUGGGCCUCUCCCCAGACCAUGCAGCAUCUGAGCCGGCUAAAGGACUUCAGCUUCCGCUUCCUCUUCGGGAUCUACGAGCAGGCAGAGAAGGCCCGGCUUCAGGGGGGAGUCCUGUUGGCUCAGAUACGGAAGAACCUGACCCUCAUGGCAGCCUCUUCCCAACUCCCUAAGCUGCUGGUUUACUCUGCGCACGACACCACCCUGGUGGCUCUGCAAAUGGCACUGGAUGUCUACAAUGGGGAACAAGCCCCCUACGCCUCCUGCCACAUAUUUGAACUGUACCAGGAAGAUAAUGGGAAUUUCUCAGUGGAGAUGUACUUUCGGAAUGAGAGUAACAAGGCUCCCUGGCCGCUGAUCCUGCCUGGCUGCCCUCACCGCUGCCCCCUGCAGGACUUCCUUCACCUCACAGAGCCCGUCGUGCCCAAGGAUUGGCAGCAAGAAUGCCAGCUGGCAAGCGGGCCUGCAGACACGGAGGUGAUCGUGGCCUUGGCUGUAUGCGGCUCCAUCCUCUUCCUUCUCAUAGUGCUGCUCCUCACUGUCCUCUUCCGGAUGCAGGCCCAGCCUCCGGGCUACCGCCAUGUCGCAGAUGGGGAGGAUCAUGCCUGACAACCACUCAGCCCCCUUCCCUCUGCCUCCUAGGGGAGGUGGGCUGGGCCCUUGCUCCUGACUAUUGCUGCUCCCCAGCCCAUGGACAGGAGACCCUGGGUUGGCCUCCCUCUGAUUAUCCUAACCUAGAUGAACAAGUGGGGCUCGGCUUGGCCCAUGGCACCUGUCACUCAGCAUUCAUGUGCCUCCUCUUUACCAAGUAUUAUGUUGGACUUUGGCUUUCUCCAAA